UCAAGAACAAACAAAAAAGUUGGGAGAUUUCCUCGCGCAAAAUAUUAUCGUCCUCUCCUCUCCAUCGUUUUCUCUCUCUUUGACUCGGUCGACGACGACCAACCCGUUCCUUCCUUCCUUCUCUCUCUAUCUCUAUCUAUCUCUUUCUCUCCUGAAUCGAAGUUGCUUCACCUCAAAGGAAGAAACUUGCUGGCGUUGUUUACAUUCCGAUUGAAAAGGAGAUCUCGCGGCGAGGGUUCGGUUCGGUUAGGAUUCUCCGUUGAAGGGUUUCUAUAUUAGUUUAUCCAAUUCGAUCAGCAAUCUUUUAGUUUAGGAGGUCUCUGAAAACCCUAGUUUAGAUAGCUGUUAAAAUCAGAAAAUCAAUUUAUUCAAUUCAUUCUUUUGUCAACCAAUUCGUUGUUGAUACGUCUCUUCUAGCUUUUUUUAGUUAUAGAGUUUCGGAAGCUCUGAAAGUUAGGGCGACUUGUAUUUUUUUGUUGUUGCCAUCAAAGAGCUUCGUUUCUAUAGAUUAACCCACACAAAAAAAAAAAGGACUUAGCUUUUUAGGGAUUCUGUACAAAAAGGGGGAUUUUAGCUUUUAGAUAAGACUUAUAUAGGAAUGGCGUUGAAUUUUUCUCACAGACAUGUCUCUGAGAAACCAAUGAAGAUAGCUGAUGGGUAUCUUGUUGAGGGAGUUUCUGAGAUGAACGGUGGUGUUUUCUCCCAGUCUUUUGAGAAAGGUGACUCCUUUGAUUACGGAAGGAACACUGGUGGUGUUUUCUCUCAGCCUUGGUGUUCCGGUGACGAGAAAGGUGAUUGCUUUGACUAUGGAAUGAGCACUGGAGGUCCAGCUUCUGGCGACAUUGUUGAUGUUCUGCCAUCUGAUCCGUUUGGGAUGGAUAUGAACAAUACUUUCACUGCCAUUACUGGGUGGCUUGAGGAUUUGGAGUUUGAUUAUAGCCGAUAUGGGAGAGAUGAGAUUGGUGAUGGAGACCACCAGCUCUUUGCUGGGUUGAGUUUUAUUUGGAACAAUGCAAUGCGGUUUCAGGAGUUUCCUGAGAGUCACUGGUUUGAAGAGGGUUUUGAUGGUGAUGGAUCUUGUGCUGGUUCAUUCGUAUCCCCUACUAGUGUGGAUAAGGUAAUGAGUCGUGUUGGAGAAAGCAGUGAUGGAGGCGAGAAUGCAAACGUUCAUCCAGCGCUUGGUUUUUGUCUUUACCACUUGGGAGUGAAGGAUCUUCUUUCAGUCAGUAUGGUUUGCAAGUCUCUGCAUACCACUGUCUGUGAUGACUCGCUACUGUGGAAACACAUCCACAUCUCUCAACCGUUGAAUGAGAAGAUCAAUGAUGAGUCUCUUCUGCGGUUAACCGAGAGGGCUCAUGGCACUAUGCAGUGUCUGAGACUCGUAGAUUGCUCGAAAAUUACAGAGGAUUGUCUUAGGAAGGUGUUGGAACGCAAUCCACAAGUAGUCAAGCUUGGCGUACCUGGAUGCACAAGGAUCAGUAUCGACGGCCUUGUGAGCAUCUUGAGGGACCUGAAGUCUUCGGGGAAGCUUAAAGUGAAACAUUUAGAGACUGGUGGCCUCUAUGGAGUUACUAAAGAUCACUAUGAUGAGCUGCUUGAUUUGUUGGACAUAGGCAACAAUGUGGAACAGACUAUCCAAAAGCCGCGUUAUUACCAUAGAGGAUACACAUUCGCCUCCUGCGACGAUGUUGUCCGGGCGCUGGAUAUUGAGAUGUGUCGGAAAUGUCAGAACUGGAGGAUUGUCUAUGACUGUCCAGCGGAAGAUUGUAAAGGGAAGGAGGAGUGUCGUGCUUGUUCUCUUUGCGUACAGAGGUGUGUUCAGUGCGGUCGGUGCAUCAAUGGCGUAUACGAGGAGACGUUUUGUUUGGAGUUUUUGUGCUCUGGUUGCUCGAAGCUCCUUAAGUUCCCUCUCGUGUGAUGAAUAAGUUUCCCUUUCAUCUUUUGAUGAAGGAAUAAUAAUUAUCAUAAAGAUUUGUUUUGGCUUUAGACAUUUAUAAAAUAAAUAAAUUUAUGAAAGAUGAGCUUUGGAUUAUUCUCUGUA
This is a messenger RNA of Brassica oleracea var. oleracea, 2041 nucleotides long. Its product is annotated as F-box protein SKIP14-like. Bases 599 to 1918 code for a protein of 439 amino acids. NCBI's taxonomy places the organism in Eukaryota, Viridiplantae, Streptophyta, Magnoliopsida, Brassicales, Brassicaceae. The record is from RefSeq and is a predicted model, not a curated record. Gene Ontology annotation, molecular function: protein binding. Gene Ontology annotation, cellular component: cytoplasm. The transcript is spliced from 2 exons.